Messenger RNA from Kalmanozyma brasiliensis GHG001, 1017 nucleotides. RefSeq lists its product as uncharacterized. Lineage: Eukaryota; Fungi; Basidiomycota; Ustilaginomycetes; Ustilaginales. Bases 1 to 1017 code for a protein of 338 amino acids. Gene Ontology annotation, cellular component: membrane. The record is from RefSeq and is a predicted model, not a curated record. Gene Ontology annotation, molecular function: lipase activity. The transcript has a single exon.
AUGCCCGCCGAUAAGCCUCCCACCGUGCCACCCGAGAUCGACAUCCCCAACCCGGGCAAGUCGGAGCAGUUCUGGAUCGAGACCGACUACUCGGACAAGACUCGCUUCUGGGCUAAGCGCUUCUAUCCCACCGACUCGUCGGCCGGCGAUGAGGAGAUCCAACCCAAGGCGACCACCAUCUUCGUGCACGGCUUCGUAGAGUAUGUAGACCGCUACCGCAACAUCUUCAAGCUGUGGCCCAGCAAGGGUCACGAGAUCCUCGGCUUUGACCAGCGCGGUUGGGGCAACACCUGGCGAAAUUCGCCCAAGCCGGACGGCAACUACGGCAACACCACCUGGCCGCAGCAGUUCCAGGACCUCGAAUUCGUUAUUCGCCAGACACGUCAACGCUUGGACCAGCGAUGGGGUGCCAACAAGGUGCCCAUCUUCCUGCUGGGCCACAGCAUGGGUGGAGGCAUUGUGACGGCCUUCCACACGCGCAGCGAAGAGUGGGUCAAGCAGCACGGCGGUAAUGGCCCAACGCAGGAGGCCAAGGAGAUGGUUGCAGGUGUCGUGGCCAGUGCUCCCUGGCUGACACUCACCAAGCCCCCUGCAUGGUUCAUCAUCUGGGGCGCAUCCAAGCUGCUGGCCCUGAUGCCGGAGAUCCACUGGAACGUCGAUCUUCUCGGCAAGAACAUCUCGCGAGACCCCGUGGUGGCAAGCAACUUUGAGAACGACCCGCUCUCGGACAAGAAGGUGUACCUCAAGGCCAUCCAGGGUCCGCUGCAGGGAGGUAUGGACAUGGUGGACAAAUCGCACAAGAAUUGGCCCGAGUCGAAACCGUACCUCAUCGUGCACGGCACCGGCGACUUGAUCACAAGCCACAAGGGCUCGCAGACCAUCAUCGAGCGCAUGCAGGCGAAAGACAAGACGCUCAAGCUGUUUGACGGCUACUAUCACGACUUGCUCAACGAGCCUGGCCAGGAUAAGGUGGUGGUCGGCGAGUAUGUCAUCAACUGGUUGAACAGCCACCUGUGA